Messenger RNA from Linum tenue, 2840 nucleotides. The record is from the annotation of a GenBank genome assembly. NCBI's taxonomy places the organism in Eukaryota, Viridiplantae, Streptophyta, Magnoliopsida, Malpighiales, Linaceae.
CUUACCCCUCUGCUUCUGUCAGAAAGACCUCUGAGUAUUUUUUACCCCAACCAAAUUAAGAAAAUACCAAUAAUGAAAAUCCUCUGAGAAUGGCGGACCAUCCUAAUGAAUCUACUGCUACCUUCCCCCCGUACCCUUUUCACCUUAUUGCCUUUGCUGUUAAUAGCCCACCCACUCCUCCCCAGCAGAUUUGCUUUGCUUCCCCCUUCAAAAGGCUAAGCUAACUAGCUAGCUCACUCCAUUUCCCACUCUUUCUUCGCCUGUUCUUCUUCUUCCUUUCUCUCCGAUGGCUGCCGCGCUGGAAUGCUGGUCGAGCCGGGGGAGCACCGACGAGGACUUGGUGGAGCAGGUUCUGAUGCGGUCCCACGACAGAUCGGAGGCGGGCUCGGCCGGCGUCGCCGAUCACGAGAGGGACUCCUCCGCCGCCGCCUCAUCGGAUAAGAGGAAGCGGUUCCAGAGGCUGAGCAGGAACGUCUCCGAGGCCAUUACCUCGCUUAAGAACACCCUCAACCUCGAUUCCAUCAGGGACGGGAACUCGUUUUUGAUGAAUCAGCAGCAGCAGCAGCAGCAGGGGAUUAGUGGUGGUGGUAAAGGGAAGGGUGAGAGUUGCCGGAAAGUUGUGUGGGCUACCGUCGUACGGAAUCUCACCCAGUUGUACCCAGGGAGUCAGCUGCCGGAGAAGCUCGUUUCCAAUAUUAAGAAGCAUUACGAUUCCUUGCCUUUGAGUUACUCACAGGCGGAAUUUGAUAUGAAAGAGGUGUUUCUACACAUGAAGUUGAUCGAGCAGGCAUUGGCGGAUGAUCAUCCUGCAAUCAUGCUCCAUGAGAUUUCUGACGAUGAGGUACAUGGUUCUGUAUUCAAGCUCACAUUUGCCUUGCAAUUCAUCGAUUUCGUGGCCUGCGAUGUCCGGUGCAUUGGACAGUGCUUCCAUAUGUUGCAAGAAGAUACAGAUCUUUGAAAAAAAGGGGUUUACUUUAGGGUCAUUCUUCUUUUGGUUCAAGCUGGUCAAGAGAAAUUGUUCAAAACCCGAAUCGAGAGUGCUCUAAAAUUCGCGGCAAAGAAGCCUAAAUCAGCAACGGUGAAGCUCCCCUUUGGGCUUUGCGGGUGCCAGGAAGAGAAUUCAAAAGGGAGAGACUUUGGCGAGAUUGAAGAGGAUCCCUGUGAUCUAAGUUACAGAAAUGGAAUUGAGAACGUAGGAAAAUUGUCAAGAUUCAACAUUGACAUGCCCUUGCCUAGUUCAUCUUUUGUUGUUUCAGUGAUGAAUGGCAAACGAUCCAAUCAGGUGGUGAUGAGCUUGGAAAAUGGCUUCUGAAUUCUGAUAAUCUCGAGUUCACUGACCAGGUUGGACCGACCUCUUUUAAGGGAGUGUUCAAGGGGCAAAAGGGUUAGAAUUGAGAAGCUAAAAGGGUGUGAAAAGGGAACUCGUAUCAGUUUUGAGCUGCGAAAUGAUCUACUGAAGCUAAUGACUUGUGGCAUAAGAAUAUUCUGCAGUUUCAUGGUGUUUGUGUUGAUGAAAAUCAUGGAUUGUGUGUGGUGACGAAACUGAUGGAAGGUGGUUCUGUAAUGAACUCAUGUUUAGGAAUAGAAAAGCUCCAAGCUAAAGACAUGUUUAGGAUUGCUGUGGAUGUAGCAGAAGGGCUUAAAUUCUUGAAUGAUCAUGGAGUGGCUUAUAGAGAUCUGAACACUCAAAGAAUUUUGUUGGAUAAACAUGGGAAUGCUUGCUUGGCGGACAUGUGUAUUGUGGCUGCCUGCAAGGAUAGUGGGUGAGGUUCUGGAGUAUGAAACUGAUGGUUACCGCUGGCUAGCCCCUGAGAUCAUAGCAGGCGACCCAGAGUCUGUUGCUGAGACAUCGAUGAGCAAUGCGUAUAGUUUUGGAAUGGUGAUUUGGGAAAUGGUUACCGGUGAGGCUGCCUACGGCUCAUAUUCCCCUGUGCAGGCUGCAGUUGGCAUAGCUGCAUGCGGCCUUAGGCCUGAGAUCCCAAAGGACUGCCCACAAAUUCUCAAGUCUCUGAUGAUCAAGUGCUGGAACAAUGUCCCGUCUAAGCGGCCUCAGUUCAGUGAAAUUCUCUCAAUUUUGCUCAACACGUGUAGGUAAAAAGUUCAUCAGAACAAAUAUAUAGUGUAGUUAUUAUGAUAAAGACUUGGUGUAGAGAAUAUCCCCUUAUCAGAUAGGUGAAUGCCAUGCAUGCAUGACUUAAGAUUUUCAAAAGUUGUUUACACAGAAGAAAAUGAAGGUAGAUGGUCUUCUGGUUGUUUGUCCUCCCCCAUAUAUCACGGGAAAGGAAGGGGGAAAAAGCUUAUAAGUUGUCACGUAUGUUUUCACUUUAGUGUGUCUGCAGCUAUGAUGUAUGUAUCUAACAUGGCGGCAACUUUAAGUGGGGAGUAUCAAGUUUCCUAGUCAUUCUUACAAGAGGCUGGGGUUAUUAGUUUGGCAUAAAGAGGGUGGAAAACAUGUAAAGCAAGAGACUUGGUGGUGCUGUGGUGGGCCUUUUGGGCUUGUCUUGUGCCUUAGCAAAGGGAACAGAAAUCUGGCCCUUCUUUGUCUUUUGGUCUAAUGGGAAAUGGAAAUUAACAUCAUCUGUAACUUCCUUUUUGCCAUCCAAUUCUGGUUCAACUUUCAACAUCAGCAUCACCUUUUGCUUUCCAUUUUCACUCUUUUGUCUUUAGGGUUUGGAAGUAUGGAUAUAAUUCUUGAUUCCUCUUUUGUCUGUGGAUUUUCCCAUGAGGUCCUACUUUGGUAGGUAGCAUGGUUCCUUCAGCUGCUACUGACUGAUUGAUGUAUCCUACGUGUUCAUUGUUCAUCACUUGAGAGAGUUUCUGUUAUAUAUUGCUUCUUCUGC